AUGCAUGGAAGUAGUGAAGUCAGUAUACAUUGCACUACGUACGACUAUUAUACGAAGACAUGUUUUCGAAGAAACGCUUUGAUUUCGAUCAAUCAAAACACUGGUCUGGUUGCAAAGAACUCAGGUGAUGAAUUUGAUGCAAGUACUGUUGAAAGUGGAAGUGUCAUUGAUGAUGAACCACAUAGACACCGAGUAAAAUGCCAGCCACAGGUUGAACCAUCACCGAUUUCAAUAUUUAUAGCGAAACCCGGAUGUUACUAUAUAUCACAAGAAGCCCGCAAACGGAAAAUACCAUCAGCUAAUAUUUGA
Molecule: messenger RNA, 309 nt
Organism: Adineta ricciae
Lineage: Eukaryota; Metazoa; Rotifera; Eurotatoria; Adinetida; Adinetidae
Source: the annotation of a GenBank genome assembly